ACUUCAGUAAAAUGAUAUUGAAUCCCCCAUCUGACUGACUUCAUCAGUUGUCAAACAUGAAGUCCAAGGUCGAGAGCGAGGCAGCCAAGGAGAGCAAGGAAGAGACGCCCAACGAUGGCCCGGGCUACCCUGUGGGGACUACACUGGUUGCGCGCUGGAUGGGCAAAACGGAGCGCACAUGUGUCGUGAUCGAGCGCAGUACGUAGAGCUAUCUCCGCGUUUUUUUAUAGAACAUUUCAGAGGCUGGUACUAUCAUUUAAUUUUUUUUACUGCUUUGCCCACAUAGCGGCGCUGAGCAAUGAUCGGUUCAAGUAUUAUGUACACUGGCAUGAUUUCAACCGCCGUAUGGACGAAUGGAUCAACGAACACGAGAUCGUGCGCCGAGGCACCGACGAGGAGACACUCGAGCUGCAGGAAAAAGACGCCAAGGAGAAGGAGAAAGAGCAGCGUGCCAAGAGCCGCAGCAAGAGCAAGGCAACUGGCGCUGGAGACAAGAAGGACGGGGCCGCAGGUUCGAGUACAGAUCCCUCAGCUCGUACUCGAGGGCAAAAGCGAAAGACUCCGGAUGAUCAGGAUUUCAUUCCUCAAGAAGAAGAACAUGACGAACACGAAGGUAUGGAUGCCGCCAGUAUUCGAGAGCACGAGGAGGUCACUAAAGUCAAGAAUGUGCGGUUUGUCGAGAUGGGACGCUUUCGUAUGGCUGCUUGGUACUUCUCGCCGUUUCCGAAGGAGUAUUAUCCGGACGGGUCAAUCGAUUGUCUGCAUUUCUGCGAGUUCUGCAUGGCAUUCUUUCGCUUCAAACGCGAACUGAAAGUGCACCAAGAGCGCCGAGUGUGCAACCGCCAUCCGCCAGGCAACGAAAUAUACCGACAUGAAAAUCUGAGCGUUUUCGAGGUGGACGGCGCAAUUUCCAAGGUUUACUGUCAGAAUCUAUGCUACUUCGCCAAGCUGUUCCUGGACCAUAAGACGCUUUACUACGACGUGGACCCGUUCCUAUUCUACAUUAUCUGUGAAAUCGACUCGCGUGGCUUCCAUCCGGUGGGCUAUUUCUCCAAGGAGAAAUACUCGGAGCUGGGUUACAAUCUGGCUUGUAUCCUUACGUUCCCAUGCCAUCAACGCAAAGGCUACGGUCACUUCAUCAUCCAGUUCUCAUACGAACUCAGCAAGAAAGAAGAGAAGGUGGGCUCGCCUGAAAAGCCUCUAUCAGAUCUUGGACUCGUAAGUUAUCGAAGUUAUUGGACGCGCGAACUGCUGCGUAUUCUACGAGACUAUCCGGAAAAAGAGGUAUCCAUCAUGGAGCUCACUCGGAUGACGUCCAUCAAGAACGAGGACAUUAUCGCGACACUGCAACACCUCAACAUGAUCAAGUAUCUAGGCGGACAGUACGUGUACGUGGUUCCAAGGCAGAUCGUGGACGCGCACCUGACAAAGCUGACGAAGAAAGGCCCUCAGGUCGUUCCUGAGAAGCUGCACUGGGCACCGCUGCACUUGGACAUUAAGCGCGACAAGUGGUCGUUAAAGGCAAUGACAGCAGACAAGGAGGACUAGAAACUAAGACGAGAAAUAUCGUAAUUCAUGGCAGUUUUUUCCUUGGUCUA
This is a messenger RNA of Phytophthora nicotianae INRA-310, 1598 nucleotides long. RefSeq lists its product as hypothetical. Lineage: Eukaryota; Oomycota; Peronosporomycetes; Peronosporales; Peronosporaceae. Gene Ontology annotation, molecular function: histone acetyltransferase activity. The transcript is spliced from 7 exons. The record is from RefSeq and is a predicted model, not a curated record. Gene Ontology annotation, biological process: regulation of DNA-templated transcription. The coding region runs from base 346 to 1548 and encodes 400 amino acids.